Messenger RNA from Trichophyton rubrum CBS 118892, 2068 nucleotides. RefSeq lists its product as uncharacterized. Bases 1193 to 1657 code for a protein of 154 amino acids. The transcript has a single exon. Lineage: Eukaryota; Fungi; Ascomycota; Eurotiomycetes; Onygenales; Arthrodermataceae. The record is from RefSeq and is a predicted model, not a curated record.
GUCAACUCGACCCGCGAUGUUACUAGUCAUGUAUUGGCGACGUAAUUUUCAACAUUCUCCUCAAACUUGAAACUCCAACCAUGAACGCUGGUAGCGGCUCUUGGGAGGAUUAAUAAUGAGCUAAUCCCAGCCUUAGUUGAUAAGCGUCCCUUAGUGUGACGGACCAGACAAAUAACUUGAGAGAAGAGCCUUGUGAACGCCUGUCACAGCAAAACCUGUUGAUCUGCAACUUCGCUCCGUCAAACAUGCAGAGGAGCAUUCGCAAUAUGGCCAUGGCAACGCUCUGCUCCUUUUUGCUUGCUUCGAAGUAGUUAGUGAGUAGGUUACCCAGUCAGGAGAAUUUAAAAAUAGUUAGGGGAAAUUAUCCGUCGUUUCAUAUAUAUUUACACCACAGAAAUUACAAGAUGAUAAGGGCGAAAUAAAAGAAGAAGAAGAGGAACGAGGGGAAAUGCGCGGGAGAAUGUGCAUGAACAGAGAUGAACAUUACCCUCCAAUCUCUGCAAUUUUCCAGCCCUCCGCAUAAUCAAGGGCAGGGUUUGCACGGGACGGGCCCUUCAAGGCCUCCCGAUCAGGUUCCCACAUGAUUGGCCUCUUGGUAUUCAUUCUCCAGCCCAUGGAGGGAUCAGCAUUCUUGUUGUUGUCGCGUCCGAACAGCUCUUUUGGACAACGGAGCUGACGGUGUGUGUUGCUUCGAUUUAUGUCGAAGAGCUGAUGUUGGAUGGAAGGUCGUCAAAACAAAAAGACCAGGGCUGACUAAUCUAUCUCAUUUCGGAAGUCGGCAUUUGUUAUUUCAACGUCGAACUUCAAACUUCAACGUCACCAUCGACUACUACUACUACUACGACGACGACGACGACGAGGACGAGGCAGCACCCUGUACGGAGAACGGGAGUACAGCAUUCCCAACAGGACUAAGGGCGGCGUCCUAAGAAUUCCUUUCCUCCCUUUCCAGAUGCCAAUUUCUCCGGUAUGCCACUGCGAAGCCAGAUAGAACAGGAGAAGGGAAAGGGGGAAAAAGCAACGCGCAGAGGCACGAGAAGAGAAAACAAAACAAGGUGGUGGCUUGCGUGCAGCAAGCCUGCCCAUCAGAUGAUAUCCUGCCUGGCUGGCUUCAAGAAGAUGAAGAGCAUCCCUGCUCCCUAGCCGCUUAGCUAGCGCAAAGUUUUUCGAGUUUAACGUGUUUCAUGUGUGCAUGAGGGAACUAUUAUUAUCUCUUGGAGCCUGCCUGCCCGUCGCGAGACGAGACUGUGCGACUGCUGCGUGCGUGGCAACCAAGAUCAGCCAUCCCGUUUCUCUCAACAGGCACAUGUUUCUUUGGCAACAACCACUCGACUCUGUAAUUAUUGAGCUUGAGGAACACGCGGCUAGCACAAGCAAGAAUAAGCGAAUCGACCCGUUGGAUUGGAUCUCGCGGAACGAGGAGGGACGCGGGAGCGCGAGGGCUCCGAUACAGCGAAUGCUGGGUCGAUGCAUCCGGGUCCGACCAGGAAGGCGUCAACGAGUUGUAUGUCAAGAAACAUGGCUGCUCCCUGCCAUGCGAGAGGCAAUCACAAUGGGCAUUCCGCUAUCAUUGUCGAUCCGUUGCAAGAGAGAGGCCAACAGUGCUUUUCUGGCGACAAAGAAGCAUCUGUUGGCUGUGACGGGACUGGGACACUGAGACUCCCAAGAACUGUGUGAUGCCUUACCUUUUUCUUUUCCAUGAAGUCCCCUUGCAUCGAUAAUGGGAAAAACAAAUUUUAAGAUUCGGCAUUUUGCUUUGUUAGCGGCCGUAGUUUUCCUGAUCUGGAAAUUGCUAUACGAGCUGUGAUUGAUUUCUAAACUGCAAACUUGCCCGAUAGGGAAAGUUUAAGAUUGAGAACAGGCGCACUGAUUGGACGAUUUCUUUCAAUACAUCGGCCUUGUAUCAGCAUUUCGACAAACUUACAAUGCUCACAUAUGUUAAGGUGUUCAAUCUUCAGGGCAAAAAGCGCAAAUAUGAGUAAGGGGCAAGACUGCCCGAUUUGACUGUAUGGGCCGGAAUGAUUCACACCGAGCAUCAAGAUUGCAAAAAUACUUUCAUGAAAAAAUA